Trichoderma aggressivum f. europaeum is the source of this 957-nucleotide messenger RNA. RefSeq lists its product as uncharacterized. Bases 1 to 957 code for a protein of 318 amino acids. Lineage: Eukaryota; Fungi; Ascomycota; Sordariomycetes; Hypocreales; Hypocreaceae. Gene Ontology annotation, biological process: removal of superoxide radicals; cell redox homeostasis. Gene Ontology annotation, molecular function: thioredoxin-disulfide reductase (NADPH) activity. The transcript is spliced from 4 exons. Gene Ontology annotation, cellular component: cytoplasm; cytosol. The record is from RefSeq and is a predicted model, not a curated record.
AUGCAUAGCAAGGUUGUCGUCAUUGGAUCUGGCCCCGCGGCCCAUACCGCCGCCAUCUAUCUGGCCAGAGCUGAGCUGAAGCCUGUCCUGUAUGAGGGCUUCAUGGCAAACGGCACCGCUGCCGGUGGCCAAUUGACGACGACGACCGAGAUUGAAAACUUUCCCGGUUUCCCCAAGGGCAUCAUGGGCCAGGAGCUGAUGGACAACAUGCGCGCCCAGUCCGAGCGCUUCGGCACCGAAAUCGUCACCGACACCGUCACCAAGCUCGACCUCUCCUCGCGCCCCUUCAAGUUCUCGACCGAGUUCAACCCCGACGAGACGCACACGGCCGACUCUGUCAUCAUCGCCACCGGCGCGUCGGCCCGCCGCCUCGACCUCCCCGGCGAGGACAAGUACUGGCAGAACGGCAUCUCCGCCUGCGCAGUCUGCGACGGCGCCGUGCCCAUCUUCCGCAACAAGCCCCUCUUCGUCAUCGGCGGCGGCGACUCUGCCGCUGAGGAGGCUACCUUCCUCACAAAGUACGGCUCCCAUGUCACCGUGCUGGUGCGCCGCGAUGUUCUUCGCGCCAGCAAGGCCAUGGCCACGCGCCUGCUCAAGCACCCCAAGGUCACGGUGCGCUUCAACUCGGUCGCCACCGAGGUCAAGGGCGGCGACGACGGCCUCAUGAGCCACCUGGUCGUCAAGAACGUCGUCACCGGCGAGGAGGAGACGGUCGAGGCAAACGGCCUCUUCUACGCCGUCGGCCACGACCCGGCCACCGCCCUCGUCAAGGGCCAGGUCGACACCGACUCCGAGGGCUACAUCGUCACCAAGCCCGGCACCACCGAGACGAGCAUCCCCGGCGUCUUCGCUGCCGGCGAUGUCCAGGACAAGCGAUACCGCCAGGCCAUUACCAGCGCCGGUACGGGCUGCAUGGCUGCUCUGGAGGCGGAGAAGUACAUCACCGAGAUGGAGUAA